ACCAGCCGAUCUCGAUCCCAUAACUACCAGCCGAUCUCGAUCCCAUAACUACCAGCCGAUCUCGAUCCCAUAUGAGAUAAAAAAGUACAUGUCUCUCUCUCUCCUGCCCCCGUCUCUCCCUCGCCGCCGACCCCCCCACUCAGCCCUCUCAACGAUCCCUUCUCACAUCCCGCGCUAGUCCUAAAACGGGUCCCAAUAGAGAUGCGGGUGAGAAGACGGGGGAUUUAUUUUUUAACGUCUUGUCUGUUUUUUUGUCUGUUUCUUUGUCUGACUGUCUGUCUCGACCAGUCGGGGCUUUACUUCCUCUUUCUAUUGGGGUCGGUAUUGGGGUUGAUUGGGGGUCAAUCACCGAAUACACACCGUCAUCUCCGUCCGCGGGCGGAGAUGAGAACGGGGGUGGCUAUCCAGAUAUCAGAGACGGCUUCACUCAUACUCGCCGCACUUUUCUACUCGAACUCCUGCUCGCAAUCACUCGCUCAUCUUCUUCCAGUCUCGUCUCAUAUUACUAUAUCGGCGUUCCACCAUCUCGCCAUCUUGCUAUCCCAUCCAUCCAUCCCAUCUCAGCUCAUCUCACACAGCUCCAGAUAGAGCCAUCUCAUCUCAUCUCAUCUCAUCUCAUCUCACACGGCAGCAGCAUCUGGUAUCAUGUCAUCUCUUCCAAUGCAUCCAAUGCUACCCUUUUCGUGCAUCUGCUCCCAUAUCCCACAUCCUCUCAUGCAUAACACAUACCACAACCCCAACGCACACCCUCAAUCACACCGUCUCACCCCAAUCCCCCAAUCCCCCAUCCCCCAAUCACCAAUCCCCCCCUCCUCCCAUGUCCUCGACUCCCGUUCCCGUCCAUCUGAACCUGCAGCUAGACACUGCCCUGCAACUAUCAGCUACGCACCGCAACCACAACCGCAACCGCAGCCGGCCCCAGCAGCUUCCCGAUCGAUCGAGGGCCCAUGAUCGACAUACACACACGCCUCUAAAUUUACAACCGCCUCAGACAGACCAGACCCUCCCCCCACACAAACCCUCCACGCAGACGAGCCAAGACAUACAUGUUGCAUGUUGCAAUGCUCCCCAUCAUAUCUCCCUUAGCUAUCUAUCACAUUUCCUGCCCUCUUCCCUCUUCCCUCUGCAAUGGCCGUCCAUAGACGCCGGGCACGGCGCCAUCGGGAGGGCUCCUUGAUCCAACUUCGUUAGACAGUCCCGAACACGCCGGAGACACACAUAUCGUCGAGACCUCCCUCCAUGCCCCGUCGCCGAGAAAUGUAAAAAGGGCCCUGCUCGCCCCCCAUCGACGAAAGAAGAAGAAGAAAAAGAAGCAAUCCAACGAUCCCACAAUCCCCUCACCUCACCUCCAAAAUGGCAUCCCCAGCCAGCACAACCACCCCCCUCCCCCCUCCCUCUCGGGAACCAACAACAGCACACGCCUACAUCCUCCCCAUCCUCUCCCUCCUCGCAAUCUUCAUCCUCAUCGUGCCCUUAAUCUUCCACCUGCGCGCGCGCAACACCGGCGCCUGCGCCCUCAUCGCCUACCUCUCCCUCUUCAACCUCAUGGUCUUCAUCAACGUCCUCAUCUGGCCCGACAACAACUUCGCCACCUGGUGGGACGGCAAGGUCCUCUGCGAUAUCGAGGUCAAGAUCCUCUGGCCCAUCACUGUUGGCGUCGCUGCUUCGACGAUGACUAUCACGCGCUCCCUGGCUAAGGUGCUCGAUGUCGAGAAUAUGGAGUUGAAUCCGAGUAGGGCGCAGAGGAGGAGGAAGGUGUGGGUGGAUCUGGCGAUCUGCUUUGCGGUUCCGCUGCUGAUUGUGGGGUUGCAUCAUGUUGUGCAUAAUCGCCGCUACCUCAUCGUGGCGAUUGGGGGGUGCACGGAUAGCUAUAGUGGGAGUUGGCCUACUAUUGUUAUUAUCUUCAUCUGGCCCCUCAUCUUCACCCUCCUCAACGUUUUUUACGCCGCCGUAGUAAUAACCCGCCUCCACCGCCACCGCUCCAACAUAACCACAAUCCUCACCUCCCACUCCCUCAACUCCUCCCGCUUCCUCCGCCUCUUCCUCCUCUCCCUCCUCCUCCUCUUCAUCUACCUCCCUCUCAACAUCUACUGGUUCUACACCAACCUGACCCAGCUCCCCUUCGAGCCCUACUCGUGGUCCGCCAUCCACGACCCGACGAGGUGGGAGAGCAUCCCGUAUGUGCCGGCGAUGGGGGUGUUUACGUUCGAUCGAUAUGUUCCGGCUGCGAUGGCGCUUUUCGUGUUUGCGUUCUUUGGGGUGGGGACGGAGGCGAGGAGGAUUUAUGCGGCGAUGGCGAUGGGGCUGGGGCUGGGGAAGUGUUUCCCGAGGUUGUUGCAGGAGAGGAGACCUAGUGUGGAUGGGGGGAACGGGGGGUGGUUGGAUAAACUCAGUCUUGUGGCGUUUGGGAAGAGGUAUGUUGCCAAGUUCAGCAGCAGCAGCAGUCGAGGAGGGACUCAGGCUGCUACAGAGAUGGUAUCAACAACAACGCGAACCUCCUCCCGCAAACCCUCCGCUGUGGCGCUGGAAGAUAUAUCCGCACCCUCAUUCACCUUCAAAACAACAUCCCACUCGCACUCCCACACCUCCUCCCCGCGCGCCUCCAUCUCCCCCUCCACCCACGCCUCCCCCUUCCCUCCACAUACAGCCUCUCUCCUCACCCGUCUCCACACCUUCCUCCACCUUUCCCCAACCACCAACACCACAACCACAACCACCUCCCGCACCAACGGCGGUGGCGUCUCAGCCACCUCCACGCGCAGGGGAGAUAUGGAGAUGGAUAUAGGCACAGACACGGAAACCCACGACCUCGUACAGCGGCAGGGGAGUAGGACGCAUGUAUGGAGUCCGCGAUCUCUUGGGCCGCAGGUUGAAGGGGGUGGGGGGGAACCGGGCGGGAGGUUCGAAAGGUUGGGGAGUGUAGGGAGUGAGGGGACUGAUGGGUUGGGGGUGGGAGAGGGGGAGGUGAAGGUUGUGAAGGUUAGGAUUAGGGUUGGGGUUGGGGUUGAGAGGGUGUAG
Pseudogymnoascus destructans is the source of this 3018-nucleotide messenger RNA. RefSeq names its product a-factor receptor (gene STE3). Gene Ontology annotation, cellular component: membrane. Gene Ontology annotation, molecular function: mating-type factor pheromone receptor activity. Gene Ontology annotation, biological process: G protein-coupled receptor signaling pathway. NCBI's taxonomy places the organism in Eukaryota, Fungi, Ascomycota, Leotiomycetes, Thelebolales, Thelebolaceae. The record is from RefSeq and is a predicted model, not a curated record. The transcript has 3 exons. The coding region runs from base 1354 to 3018 and encodes 554 amino acids.